Auanema sp. JU1783 is the source of this 858-nucleotide messenger RNA. The record is from the annotation of a GenBank genome assembly. Lineage: Eukaryota; Metazoa; Nematoda; Chromadorea; Rhabditida; Rhabditidae.
AUGUUUCAUGGAUACCGUCAUGACGAAGACAGAGCUGCCUUGGUUUCGAGAAUUGGUUCUACAGGAUGUGGUGAAGAGAUUGUUCAGAUGAUCUAUAAGACUAUGCUACGACUAUGUAAAAUCCCUCCUGGAAACUACAGAUUGUAUGUUUCAGUUCUUUUCGUACAGUGUUAUGAAAAUGACGAAAUGUUCUCUCAACCGGUGUAUGUCGUGAAAGGUGAAGGAGUUACUGUCAACUUCAUUGACACCAUGGCUAGAAGGUACAAGUCAUGGACGGAUUUCAAGGAUAAUAACAGAUGGAAUGCAAUGGAUAUAGGUACACCAUUCAACGGAUACUAUAGCUGUUCGCCUGACGGGAUCACAUAUGACAAAGAAGCGAAUGCACUAGUGGAAUUCACUGUCACACCAGCGAAAAAAGGCUUGCAUAAACUGAUUGGCAUUCUUGAUGGUACUUCAACUGUUAUUGCAAUAGUGUCUGGUGUCGUAGGCAUAGCCUCGCUUUUCACGCCAGUUGGGUGGGUGUGUGUUGGCACAAUAGCGUCGUAUACUUCUGUAGCUGCAAUGGGAGCAGCAGGUUAUGGCUUAGUGAGAUCUACUUAUCAGAUAGUAGACAAAGCUAAGCAUGAUGAAGACAUGCUCAGCUUAGAUUCUUUCGUGCUUUAUGGAAGUCUAGCUCUUACUGUAAUGGAUUUGACAUUCUCGUUCGGCACACUCAAGGUUGCUCCGAAGGGUGUUCGUGAAUUCCUAACGAGAACGUUAGUGAAGAAGAUGAAAAUUGGUGUUGACGCUGCAGUGUGUGCAGCAAUGGCUGUAGUCAAACAGUGGAAAUCGUUUUAUCAAAAAAGAAAAAUAGAUUGA